UCUGAUAAUAAAAAUUGAGCAAUCCAGAGUCAAAACAGUGUCGCAUCCAUGCAGACGCAACGGAGUCCAGAUAGGCUUAUAAAGAACAGCAGCACGCGCAGGCGCGCACGUCGUCGGAGCUAGCUUGGCAACGACCGACCAUGGUGAUGGCGGAGCCGGAGGAGACCCCGAGAUCCCAGAGGCCGUUGGCGGGCGGUUGCGCCGUGGCCGGCGAUCCGUCCCAGCCCGCGGCGGCGACACCUCGGCGGCUGACGGUGUGGUGCAAGUCGCUGGUGUUCCGCGGCGACGGGUACACGGUGUUCGACGACGCGGACGGACGGAUGGUGUUCCGCGUGGACAACUACGGCGUCGGGCCGGGAAGCAUGGCGCUCAUGGACCACGCCGGCCGCGUCCUCCUCACCGUCCGCCGCCGCCAACGCAAGAUGCUGAGCUUGAUGCCGGAGACAUGGGAGGUGUACAAUGGCGACGUCGACGACGACUCGAACUCGAACGACGGCCACGGUGAGCCGCACCUCAUGAUGAGAGCCACCAAGGACCUGGGCAGGUCCAACUGCACCGCCUCUGUGCAUGCCGUGGACGAGCCACAACUCUACCGCUUGAGCUGGUCCCGGCGGGAGGAGUUUUCGAGGAUCUACCGGCACAGCUCGACCGGCGACGAGACGCUCAUCGCCGAGGUGCGGCGGAAACGAGGGGGUCCAGAGAAGGCAACAUUGCUGGGCAAGGACGUGCUCUCGCUGGUGGUGCAGCCGGGGAUGGACCUUGCCAUCACCAUGGCCAUGCUCAUGAUCUCCAAUUCGUACCGAUGACCCCAACCCACCUGAAUCACCAGGCGAACAAAUGUUCAUGCAUAUAGAAUCUUCUAGAACAUUUCGGAGGUCGUGGAAGAAGAAACACGUCAGUAUACCUAUUGUAAAUCCCCAUAUUCUUUGGCAUUCAUUUCAAUGUUGCAUUCAUCCUUCCAGAACAGUUGCAA
This is a messenger RNA of Triticum aestivum (bread wheat), 973 nucleotides long. RefSeq names its product protein LURP-one-related 5. The transcript is spliced from 2 exons. Bases 141 to 806 code for a protein of 221 amino acids. Lineage: Eukaryota; Viridiplantae; Streptophyta; Magnoliopsida; Poales; Poaceae. The record is from RefSeq and is a predicted model, not a curated record.